AUGGCUGCAAGUGGUGGGCAAGAAAAUGCACGAUGGAUUACAACAGUAAUUGUGAGUUCAUCUCUUCAGGGUCAUGAAAUUUCAAUGUCCCUACAAAAUCAGCAACACCGGGUUCGAUAUUCAGAUACAGUGGAAAAUGGAUCAAUUAUUUUCUCUCUUUCUGGAGUUGCAUUUUUGUUAGCCGAUGCUCAAGUCUUCUUUUUUGCAGAGAGAGAACUUUUCUUUGAAAGAAUAAAGAAGUUCAUGGACAUUCACAGGAAUGGAUUUUUGCUUUUGUCAGCUGCCCGUCAUGGACCAAAGGAAUGGGAUGCGAUGUUCAGAGUUCAGCAGAGAUUUCUAGGCAGCAAUUUACGAAUAAUCCCAGUUCACAAUUCUGCUGAAGCUAUUAAACUCAUGCUAACUAUAGCAAAGACCACUUCAAAACCACACCUGGAGAACAUUCGCUACAGAAUGCUAAUGGCAAAGAUGCAGAUUGUAGAACAAAGCCAUGUUUGGAAAAUGCUUCAUCAGAGUCAACUAGAUUAUAGUUUAGCAAACACUACUUAA
This is a messenger RNA of Rhineura floridana, 546 nucleotides long. RefSeq names its product chromosome 6 C1orf146 homolog (gene C6H1orf146). NCBI's taxonomy places the organism in Eukaryota, Metazoa, Chordata, Lepidosauria, Squamata, Rhineuridae. Gene Ontology annotation, cellular component: chromosome. The coding region runs from base 1 to 546 and encodes 181 amino acids. The record is from RefSeq and is a predicted model, not a curated record. Gene Ontology annotation, biological process: reciprocal meiotic recombination; synaptonemal complex assembly. The transcript has 5 exons.